AUGCAACUUAGCGCUCCAACGCGGACCACUUGUGUUGCCACCGUCGCCACCACUGCCACCGUCGCCGCCACUGCCACCGUCGCUGCCUCCACCGCCGUUGAAACAACCGUUACCACCGCCAUGUCAGCACCAACUACUACCAUUAAUAAUAUAGUCAGCCCUGCCCAUCAGGUAAGCGAAAUUUAUACAAAAAAUAAUAGUUCCUUUGCUAAAACUGAUCCGGGGAAGGUCGUGUGUGCCAGCACCACCCCAAUCAGUGUCGCACCUGCCAACGUCGCCCCAAUCAGCACCGCCUAUGCCAGCGCCCAAAUCCCCAAUGCCUCUGUCAGCGCCGACGUCACCAACGCCUCUGCCAACGUUGGUAUCGCCAACGCCACCUCGGUUAACUUUGCCGCGCCAACCACCAUGUCNCCAGCACCACCCCAAUCAGUGUCGCACCUGCCAACGUCGCCCCAAUCAGCACCGCCUAUGCCAGCGCCAAAAUCCCCAAUGCCUAUGUCAGCGCCGACGUCACCAACGCCUCUGCCAACGUUGGUAUCGCCAACGCCACCUCGGUUAGAAGUUCAAUUACAAGAUGCACAAACUAAAAUUGCAGAAGGCGAGCGCCAACGUUUAAAUACAGUUUUACCGCAGUUGACGUUGCCAACUGCAGCACCGCCACAGCCAACGUUUACAAAUACAAGUGCAAAUAAUCGCUGCCAAAGUGUACCUCAAAAUUGUGCCGUUAUGUUUACCGGGACAUCAGGGGCUCCGUCAGCUACGGCCGUGCCGUUUAGCAUUAAUUCUGUAAUACAUAGUGGUGCUAUGACAUGUAACGGGCCAUUCAAUGGGCCGCCAAACACUACUGUUACGAAUUCGUCGUACAAUCGUGCGAUCGUACCAACUAUAUUCCAGUCACAACCUAUCGUUAAUCCACCCAUUACUUCGCAUGUUAGACAGCCGGUUCCGUGGGNGCUACCGUAUCUGAACGAUGGAAAACG
This is a messenger RNA of Rhagoletis zephyria (snowberry fruit fly), 980 nucleotides long. RefSeq names its product mucin-2-like. The record is from RefSeq and is a predicted model, not a curated record. Lineage: Eukaryota; Metazoa; Arthropoda; Insecta; Diptera; Tephritidae.